GAAAAAUUACGUAUGAUAAGUAGAAGAAACAGUCAACGUUCCUGGUCUGCGCCUGUAUAAGGCGCCUUUGUCCUUGACCAAGCCACCUCAACCGUCGUGUUGGGUGUAGAAGCCAACUACCUUUUCAGGUGUUACAGCCUAGCCAGGUUAGUAUAAAAUCAUGGAGGAGGUAAAGGCGGCGGAAGCAGCUGCAGAUCAGGUCCAGCACGCCACAGAACCCGCUGCGGCAGAGGAGCAGGCUGCUGGUGCUGCUGUUGAGGCUGAAAUGGCAGAUGCUAGCAAGGACGUUUCCGGGCAGCAGGCUGACACUGUAAAGAUGGAAGUGAACGGCGACGCCGCGAACGAGGGCCAGCCUGCAGAGCCGGAGUCUGGUCCGGCAACGGAGGCAGCCCCAAAGGAGGCAGCUUCACCGGAGACCGAUGCCGUUGGAAAGGACGUGGCGGGUGCUCUUGCGGGCCCUGAAAAGGAUACAGCAGCUGAUCCUGAUUUUGGCCCCGAGGAGUGGGAAUCAAUGGACAUACCCGUCGAGUUUCGACCGUUGCCGAUUCUACGUGUCCGCAACAUCAACUUGGAGGCGAAGCCGGAGGACGUCAAGAAGCUGUUCGAAGACAUCGGCAUCCCAGUGCACAGCGUGUUCUACGACAACGUAGAGCGCAACAAGAAUGUUGCGCUCAUGCGGUUGGCACCACCGCCGUUGCCGUGGAAGCUCUCGAAAGAGGAGCUGGAAGCGAACCCGCUUGACGAGGCGCUGAAGAAGUACAUCGAGGUGAAGGACCAGGAAGCGAAGGAGGCCGCGGCCGCUGCGGCUGCGGCUGCCGAAGCUGAAAAAGCAGCUGCAGAGGCUGCGGCUGCUGAGGCAGCGGCCGCUCAAGCGGAAGCGGUUCAGCCUGAUGCUGCUGCCACAGAGGAUGCUGCUGCUGCUGUGCCGGGUGGGGGGGAGGGCGAAGCAGCGGCCAGCAGCGCAGCUGCACCAGCGGAGGAGAUGGAUGCUGCGGCUGGCAGCGCUGCGGCGCCUGCAGAUUUCUCCGAGGCGCCCGCCGCCGACCAAACGGAAGCCCCGGCAGCUGCUGAGGAGGCCACAGGUAAGGCCGAGGACAAAACAUCGGAGCCGGCUGGGGAUGCCACCGCGCCAGCCGCCAGCGGAGAUGCCCAGACAGCGGCGGGCGCCGAAGCCCAGCCAGCGGCCCCGACGCCCAUGCGGCCAGCGCUGCAAGUGGACGACGGCCGCUCUGACGGCGACGUCCUGAAGGUGGCGCGCUACACCGCCAUGCGCCUGAACGCGCUGCAGUACCCACUUCACCUCAUGGGUGACCGCCUGAUGAUCGACGCGCCCUCGCUGCAAUGCACGCUGUACCUGGGCAACGUGGUGCAGAACAGCGAUGAGCAGCUCAAGAGCCACUUGGAGGCGCUGGGCCGUGUCAGCCGCUGCUUCAUCAUGCGUGGCGCCUCGGGCGAGUCCAAGGGCUAUGCCUUUGUGGAGUACGCCACGCCUGCUGAGGCGCUGAAGGCGAAGGAGUCGUUGGAGGCCCAGAGCCGCAAGGCCUUCCAGGACAUGAUGGCGCACAAGAACGACCUGCAGCGCCAGCGGGGCCGGGCCGCCAGCACGGUCGCCGGCGCUGGCGCCACGCCCGCUGCAGCCAGGACUGACGCGGCGGCGGGCGAGCAAGCUGCGGCAGCAGGCGAGAGCAAGGAUGCGGCAGCUGCGGCCCAAGAGGGCGAAGAGCCGGCCGUUAAGGAGGAGGCCGCGUCGACUGAGGAUGCGGCGGCUGCAGGCGAGGCUGCGGCGGCGGUCGUUAAGCCUGAGGCGGAUGCGGAGAUGAAGGAGCAGGAGGCGCCUGCUGCGGAUGCUGCCGCAGUAAAGGAGGAGGCGCCCGCUGCGGAGGUCAAGCAGGAGGAGCAGCCGGCCGUAAAGCAGGAGGGCGAGGAGAAGCAUGUGGAGGAGCAGCAGCAGUCUAAGGCGGAGGAAGGUGACGAGGGAGACAAGGAUGGUCACGCGCAGGUUCAGCACGCCAGCAAGAUCAUGCGCGCCGAGUUUACCCACACGCGGCGCGUUCAGGACCUCUUCUCGCGCAACCUUUACCUGGCCAGCCUGCCGAUGUCGUUCAGCGACGAGCACCACCUGCGCAAAGUGUUUGGUGAGUUUGGGCCCGUCACGAACGCGUCCAUCACGCGCGGCCCCCAAGGCUACUCCAAGGGCUUCGGCUUUGUGGAGUUCAUGCGCUCGGAUCAUGCUGCCGCUGCGAUGAAGGCUCUGGACGGCAAUGAGGUGCCGCUGCUGGGCAAGCUCGCUAUCUCCUUCGUCAACCCCUCGAAGCAGACAGAUCGCAGGAACCAAGGGCAGAUGGGUGGGCGCGGCGGCCGGUACGGCGGCAUGGGCGGCCGCGGCGGCAUGAUGACCCCUAACUUCCAUGGAGGGCCCGGCCCGCGAAACGCGCCGUACUAUGCAGGCCGUGGAUCGUACGGCGCUCCACCGCCGCCGCCGUACGGCAUGAGCCCGAUGAUGCGCGGUGGGCAGGGUUCGUACGGCUAUGGGCGCGGUGGACGCGGGUACGGCGGCGGCUACGGCGGUGGUUACGGCAUGGGAGGUGGCUACGGCAUGAUGGGGAUGGGCGGGUAUGGCUACGGUGGGGGCAUGAUGGGCCGGGGCGGUUAUGGUGGCUACGGUAGCGGUGGCGGGUACGGUGAGGGCUAUGGCUACGGUGAGGGCUACGAUGGCUCAAGCACGGGUGCAGGCGAGGGGCGCAGUGGCCAGCAGCAGCCACAGUCGCCUUCCUCGCAAGGACAGUCCCAGCGCAGCGGCUACGGCGGCGCUGCCUCUGCAAGCGGCGCCUCCGCAGGCGCCGGGUACGGCAGCGGAGCCUACGGUUCCAGUGGGUAUCAACAGCAGCAACAGGCGGGGACCUCUGGCUCGGCCCAGGGCUAUGGUGGAGGCCAGAGCGCUGGGUACGGCGCUAGCUACGGCCAGGCAUCAUCCCAGCAGCAGUACUCGAGCCAGGGAGCCGGCUAUGGGGGUCAGGCAGGCGGCUACGGCAGCCAGGCUCAAGGGUAUGGCAGCUACGGAGCGCAGGGGUACGGCAGUCAGAGCUCUGGGUACGGCGGCCAACAGCAACAAGCGCCUGCUGCGGCUGCGGCAUCUGGGUAUGCUAACCAGCAAGCGGCUACGGGAACGUACCCAACGUCCUACUCGGCCCCUGCCCAGACGUACGGAGCUGGCGGUUACGGUGCAGCCUCUGGUUCGGCUCAACAGCCUGCCUCAGGAUACAGCGCCGCGGGCCAGGCUAGCGCCGGCUACGGAUCCCAGCAGGCGGCCACUAGCUACGGCGCGACACAGUCCCAGGCGGCACCUGCAUCCUACCCUACGUCGUACUCCGCGGCCCCGCAGGCUUACGGGGCGUCGGCGGCAGCCCCCCAACAGCAGACUGGUGCCUACAGUGCAACAACCCAAGCCGGUUACAGCCAGGCUGCCCAGCCUGCGGGCUACGGCGCCGCGUCUACUUAUGGGGCGUCAGCGGCCACAGGAUACGGGACCUACGGGCAAGCCACGGGUUACGGCACCACUGCUCAGCAGCCAGCGGCUUAUGGAGCCGCUUCUUACGGUCAGCAGCAGCAGGGCCAGCAAGCCUACGGGAGCUACGGACAGCAGGCCGGCGGGUACGGCGCAGCGGCUUAUGGUCAGCAGGGUCAGCAAGCGGGACAGAAGCGCGAGGGCGACGCCUACGCUUCCUACGGCGCUGGUUAUGGUGCGGACUACAACAAGCGCCCCCGUUACUAAGCAAACAUAGUAACCGUGUCCCUAGCAUGCGGAUCAUGUUCUGCGUGUGAUGUGCGUGUGUUGCCUAACGCUUUGCCGUGCCCGUUGCGCCUAUCCGGCAUGCUGAACAGCCAUGUGCGUGUGAGCGUCAUUAGCACCUGCGGUGUUUGAGCUGCGUAACCCCUGCGGUCUGAUGCGAUAUGGGGCUGCCUUUUGCGCGCCCAUCCCCCAGCAUCCCAGUUGGCCUUAUCGGUGCAUUUGCCCCUUGCACAAACGCUUUGUAUGGCCUGAGAGGAAUGCACAGAGAGCUUGGGGGAAAGCGUCCGCUGCAUGUGCUUAGCGUGUCGCUGUUGCAAUUUUUCGGGACUGCGUUUCAGCUAGUGCUAAGCAAGUAGAGUUAUGCUGCUCUGGGGGAAAGCGCCAUGCGCUGCAUGGAUAUAUUGUGAAAGGCUCGGGCGUACCAUCCUUCAGGAGGGAGCUGAAAACGAGUCUGAGCUGGGUUUAGGAUGCAUGCUCUUUCAAUUGGGGAUAUUGGCACCCAUGUUGGGGGCUGGGGUCGUGCCGUGAUGUUAGGUACCUCCCCUUUCCUACGGGGUGUAGUAGCCUGUUGUGGAUUUCAGUUAUGUUGGGCGUUGUCAGUCAACCUUGGGACCUAAGAGUUGCACGCAUGGGUUUGAAUGGAUUGGACGAUUGUUUGUGGGGGUCCAAUUAGGUUUCAGACAAUGCAAACGCUUUCAUGCAAGUAACAAAAGAGAG
Molecule: messenger RNA, 4507 nt
Organism: Astrephomene gubernaculifera
Lineage: Eukaryota; Viridiplantae; Chlorophyta; Chlorophyceae; Chlamydomonadales; Astrephomenaceae
Source: the annotation of a GenBank genome assembly